AUGUUAAUCUCCAAGAUUGCCGUCAGCAUCGCAUUCUGCGCAGGUUCCUCCCUCGCAAUCGUCUCCAAUGGCGCUCCCUUCAUAGCCUAUGUCUGCCCACCAGGAACCAAUGAAAAGCCAUUCGCAUACAGAGACGCCGCCUCAAUCCGCGGUCACCAAACAAACUGCAAAUAUGUAGCAAAGGAUAAUACAAACCCUCCCAGACACGGAGUUCUUGUCAACCAAUGUCCACAGACGUUACCAGAUACACCCGAAUGUACCUGGUACGCCUUCGAUCAAGCCCAAGACAUCCCAGCCAACGGAGCACCCUUUGUCUUCUAUGCCACAAAGAACGAGGCAGACCGAGAUGCUACUGCCGUACGAUGCAGACAGGCUGGUUGUAAAUGGGUUGCUCGUGCGAAUAAGGUGAAGAAAAAUGGAACUUAUGGUAUUCUGUGUAAUAUGUGCCAGAAUUCUCCGGCUGGAACACCCGGUGCUGAUGCCUACGGGUUUGGAAACAACCCGCCUCCGGCUGCUCCUGCCCCUCCUCCUGUUGUUAAGCAGGUUACGGUUACCAAGACUGUUAUAAGAGGCGAUAGGACUCUUCACGUGGUUUAUGUCGGUCAAAGAGCUGUUCGGACCAUUACACUUGCACGUAAUGAUGUGAAUACCGUUACACGAUAUGUUAACCAGGGUGGAAGAGUUAAGACUAUCUAUAUCAAGUAUAUCGGUGGAAAAGUCGAUUCUACAAGGACUGUUACACUGGGCGGUCCCGUUGAGACUAACGUUGUAACGAGGUAUAUUACAAAGGGUGGUCGCAAGGUUACUGUUUAUGUCAGGCAGGGCGGUGAUACUACGAAGACCAUCACUAUUUCUCCAGAGCCAACUGGCGAUAGCGAUGAUGGAGACAACGGUGGAGACAACGGUGGAGACAAUGGUGGAAAAGGUGGGGAUGAUGGUGACGAUGGAGACAAUGGUGGAAACGAUAGCUACUAA
Molecule: messenger RNA, 975 nt
Organism: Orbilia oligospora ATCC 24927
Lineage: Eukaryota; Fungi; Ascomycota; Orbiliomycetes; Orbiliales; Orbiliaceae
Exons: 1
Coding region: 1-975 (324 amino acids)
Source: RefSeq, a predicted model, not a curated record